Hibiscus syriacus is the source of this 540-nucleotide messenger RNA. RefSeq lists its product as uncharacterized. Lineage: Eukaryota; Viridiplantae; Streptophyta; Magnoliopsida; Malvales; Malvaceae. Bases 1 to 540 code for a protein of 179 amino acids. The transcript has 3 exons. The record is from RefSeq and is a predicted model, not a curated record.
AUGGAUGAAUCAAGUAACUGGAUUUUGGGAUUCACUGCUUAUUCGGGUAUUUGUACAAGCGUGGCCCUGCACUUCAUGCGAUUAGGAUCGGACUAUCGAUUGCCUGAGAUUAUGAUCACAGAGGGAGAAGAAGGCAAAGGUCCCUUGGCAGAAACUGUUAUGGUUUCCCUGCACAUUCCUAAACAUAGUCUGAUAGCAUUGAUGGCUUUCCUUGAUAAACUUCCAACAAAGGACAGACUUCAACGAAUGGGACUUAUCAGCGAAAGCAUAUGUGUACUCUGCAAAUCUAAACAGGAAACACGGGACCAUUUAUUUUUAAAAUGCCCAACUGCUAUUACAAUUUGGACAGCAGUUUUCUCACUUUCUAGUUUACGUGUUACUGCUUGUUCAUGGGAGGUUCUUAUAGCAUCGGCUAGUUCUAACUGGAAGGGAAAAUCAUUGCUUACUAUGAUCAUGAAGAUAGCUCUCAAUGCUCUCACUUACACAUUAUGGGAAGAGAGAAAUCAAAGGGUGUUUCAAAACCGAACAAGGUCUGCAUAA